CCCGUGAAAGCCCCCCAAUUUUUCCGCCAGCUCUUCCCCAUACCCGCCAGCUCCAGCCUUGCUUGCUGAGAAUUUCUGGUAGUGAGACCUGACGCAUGAGGAGCCCAGGGGAGUGACGAGCUAGACGGCUAGGCACUUUUAGACUUAGAUUUUUGUAGUUAGGCCGUUAGUCACCCAUGCUUGACUUAGAAAUUUUUGUGUACAAAACACCCUUAGUUAUAGUCAUGACUAUAUAAAUGAAGUUAUAAAUUGUUGUACAUUUUGACAAAAAAAGAAAGAAGUUGAGAAGAACCUCUCUUCCCACUCAAUCGAACGUGGUUUCUUUUCUUCUUUCUCUCUCCUCUUUCUGGAGCUUUCUUUGCAAUUUUCCCAGCGUAAGAUUCUUUUCUGGAAUCUCUUUUCUCUACUUUUUCCCGGCAUCCAAACACCGGGAGGAGCACGCGAAACGAACUUUCUUUUGGAAUUGAGCAGAUCUGGAUCGGCAACAAGAGAACCACAGCGGCGAGUCAGAGAGCUCACUGGAGUCGGUGAUGGCGGUGUCAUCUGAGCAUUGCGGGAGCUACUCUUCUAGUUCUUCCUUGUCUGGUGAAGUGCCGGACAGAAUCGAGAAAGAAAUCAGCAGUGAGGUCAGAGAGCUGGAUAGUAGCACGGAGGCUAGUGGCGUUGAUGUUGGUGCUGGCAGCGGUGGUGGCGGUCCAGUGAAUGACGGUGGCGCUGAAUCUUCAGGCACUAGUCAUAGAAACUCCUAUGUGGUAAAGGCUUUACCGGUGGACAUUUCUAAUACUGGCAAAUCAUCUUCAAGUCAUCAGAAAUUGGAGAAAUCAAAAACAGAGCAUCAGAGGCAUCGUAAUGUGUUUACCAAAGAGGCAGCCCGGUUUUUUGAUGAUAAGAUGCCUGCUCAACAGAAGCUUAAAUUGUUGAAUAGAAUAGCUACUGUGAAAGAUGAUGGAACUGUGGAAUUUGAAGUUCCAGGAGAUGUUGAGCCGGAAGCUCUUGAUGGUGGAUUGAGAGAUUCAGGUAGUGAAGUUAAUCAAGAUGAGGCUCUUGAUGCAGACUUUCUGGACAUACGACCAUUGCAAAUAGUAAUGCUCAUUGUGGGCACACGUGGAGAUGUACAGCCAUUUGUUGCAAUUGGAAAACGUCUUCAGGAUUAUGGUCAUCGUGUUAGACUGGCUACUCAUUCAAAUUUUAAAGAGUUUGUCUUGACUGCUGGGUUGGAGUUUUUUCCUCUAGGCGGAGACCCAAAAGUUCUUGCUGGGUAUAUGGUAAAAAAUAAAGGCUUCUUGCCUUCAGGCCCUUCUGAGAUAACUAUUCAACGAAAUCAGAUAAAAGAAAUUAUAUUCUCUUUGCUUCCAGCUUGCCGAGAUCCAGAUCCUGAUUCUACAAUUGCAUUUAAGGCAGAUGCAAUCAUUGCAAAUCCUCCUGCAUAUGGGCAUGUCCAUGUGGCAGAGGCGCUAAAAGUACCAUUGCAUAUAUUUUUCACAAUGCCAUGGACGCCAACUAGCGAGUUCCCACACCCUCUGUCCCGUGUCAAGCAACCAGCUGGAUAUCGACUUUCAUAUCAAAUAGUUGACUCCUUGAUUUGGCUUGGAAUACGUGACAUUAUAAAUGAUUUUAGAAAGAAGAACCUCAAGCUUCGACCAAUCACAUACUUAAGUGGUUCCCAAGGUUCUGAUUCUGAUGUUCCACAUGGAUAUAUAUGGAGUCCUAACCUUGUUCCUAAGCCAAAAGAUUGGGGACCUAAGGUUGAUGUUGUGGGAUUUUGCUUCCUUGAUCUUGCAUCCAAUUAUGAACCUCCUGAAACACUUGUAAACUGGCUUAAAGAGGGGCCAAAGCCUAUUUAUAUUGGAUUUGGCAGCCUUCCUGUUCAAGAGCCAGAAAAAAUGACACAAAUAAUUGUGGAGGCAUUGGAAAAAACUAAACAAAGGGGUAUCAUUAACAAAGGCUGGGGUGGCCUUGGUAACUUGGCAGAACCUAAGGACUUUGUUUACCUAUUGGACAACUGUCCUCAUGAUUGGCUGUUCUUGCAAUGCAAGGCAGUGGUAAGUACAUAAAUUCAGACUAGGGAAAGAAGUCAAGACAUUUGUUUUUAUUUUUCAGGUCAUAGAGAAGCUUCUUUUAUGCUGUUGGUGUUGGUAGUUUACCUACCAUGAAAGAGAACUGUUUUUUGUUUGAGAGAGGCAUUUCCUGCAAUAUUUGAUCAUUAAUUGUUUGUUCUUCAACUCUGAAUUGCACUGUUUUUCAUAAAGAUAUAUGGCUAGAAGUAUAAAGAUUACCGGCAAGG
This is a messenger RNA of Rubroshorea leprosula, 2284 nucleotides long. The record is from the annotation of a GenBank genome assembly. Lineage: Eukaryota; Viridiplantae; Streptophyta; Magnoliopsida; Malvales; Dipterocarpaceae.